AUGGGGUGCUGUCAAUCUAAUGAGGUCCACGAGGGUAAAGCUCGUAACCAGGAAAUCGAAAGCCAACUAAGGCAAGAUAAGCAGAAUAUGAGUCAGCAAGUAAAAAUGCUACUAUUGGGCGCUGGCGAGUCUGGAAAGUCCACGAUUCUCAAACAGAUGAAACUUAUUCACGACGGUGGAUACACUCCAGACGAACGGCAGGCAUUCAAAGAAAUCAUUUUUUCCAACACUGUACAUUCGAUGCAGGUCAUCUUGAAGGCAAUGAAAGGAAGAGGAGUUUGGCUAAAGAAUGCGGACAGCUGGAGUUAUGCAGCCGUCAUACUAGAAUUACCAUCCUGCGUUACCUACGAAGAACUACCUACAGAAGUAACCACGGCUAUAAGAAUCCUUUGGAAAGACAGUAACCUUCAGAGUGUGUUCGAAGUAAGCCGAGAAUACCAAUUGAACGACUCUGCCAAAUAUUACUUUGAUUCAAUUGAUCGCAUUGGUGAAAGCAACUAUAUACCAACUGACCAAGACGUACUACGAACUCGUAUAAAAACAACCGGUAUAACAGAAACCACCUUUGUCAUCGGCACCUUUACCUAUCGCAUGUUCGAUGUGGGAGGCCAGCGCUCCGAACGAAAAAAGUGGAUCCAUUGCUUCGAAAACGUAACAUCGAUUAUAUUCAUGGUCGCACUUUCUGAAUAUGACCAAGUUUUGAUUGAAGAUGAAACAGUGAACCGAAUGGACGAAGGCUUGACCUUGUUUAAUUCUAUCUGUAACUCAAAAUGGUUUAUAAAGACAUCCAUUAUCUUGUUUUUAAACAAGAUUGACAUUUUUCGAGAGAAGCUCUUGAAGCAUCCUUUGAAAGAGAAGUUUCCAGACUACGAUGGGCCAAAUCAGUUUGAGCCAGCCUCAGACUACAUCCUCAACCAAUUUGUGCACCUAAAUCAAUCCAAAACAAAGCAGCUUUAUACCCAUUUUACAUGUGCAACAGAUACACAACAAAUCAAGUUUGUCAUGUCAGCAAUUAACGAUAUUAUUAUGAAGAACAAUCUACGGACAGUUGGUCUGCUGUAG
Messenger RNA from Phycomyces blakesleeanus NRRL 1555(-), 1062 nucleotides. RefSeq names its product G protein alpha subunit. Gene Ontology annotation, cellular component: heterotrimeric G-protein complex. The coding region runs from base 1 to 1062 and encodes 353 amino acids. The transcript has 5 exons. The record is from RefSeq and is a predicted model, not a curated record. Gene Ontology annotation, biological process: adenylate cyclase-modulating G protein-coupled receptor signaling pathway. Gene Ontology annotation, molecular function: G-protein beta/gamma-subunit complex binding; G protein-coupled receptor binding; GTPase activity. Lineage: Eukaryota; Fungi; Mucoromycota; Mucoromycetes; Mucorales; Phycomycetaceae.